Melanaphis sacchari is the source of this 1427-nucleotide messenger RNA. RefSeq lists its product as uncharacterized. The transcript has 6 exons. Bases 169 to 1407 code for a protein of 412 amino acids. The record is from RefSeq and is a predicted model, not a curated record. Lineage: Eukaryota; Metazoa; Arthropoda; Insecta; Hemiptera; Aphididae.
AUUAUUUAUUCUGUGAUACUACGAUGAAAUGAUAGUGAUUAAUGUAUAUUAUGAAUAGUGAAUACUUAGUGAUUUUGAUGUGACUAUUAUGAGAUUUAUGGAGAAGUGGACCCGGCUUAAUGCUUUCAACUCUUUUGAGUUAACCAAUUUUUUUUAUCAAUAUUGACUAUGCAUAAAUGUGAUAAGUGUAACAACGAUUUUACUCUCAGAAAAAAUUUAAAAAGGCACAUGGAGAAUGUACAUAAAACAAAUUUGGAAUCUAUUCCAAAGAAAAGUAAUAAAACUACUAGAGAAUCCAAACAUAAAUGUCCUAUAUGUAAACUUGCUUUUGUUGAAAGAAGUUCACUUAGACGACAUGAAAGGAUAAAACAUAAAAUAAACAUUACGGCUCCGUUAAGAACCAAAAAAUCAACUAAUUGCAUAACAUUUGAGCCCAGCAACUUGGAAAAUUAUCCAUUACUGAAGAAAUUAAUACCUGAAAAUUAUGUUUACAAAGUUAAUAGCUUACAACAUUAUGAAAAUGGUUCAUUGAAAUCAACAUUUGAAAUCGCUGAUUGUGCGGAGAAUGUAUUUUUUCCAUGGUUAUCAAAAUUAGAACAGAAAUCUAAGGUUACAUACAGAGUUAAAUCAUUCACUAAAUCACCGAGCUCAAAAAUUAUAUUUAAUAAAGUUUAUAGAUGCAUUCAUAAUACAUUUCCCAAUAGGUAUCGAAACCCUCAUCCGAAGCACACAGGAUGUCUUGCCACAUUAACUGUAAGAAUAAAAAAAUGUAGUGAAGCUUUAUCUGUUAAAAAUACAAUGGCUGAUAAUAAUGUGAUAUUAAUUCCUCUUAAAGCAAUUGUGACACUCAAUCAUUGUCAUAAUCAUAUACUAACAAAAGAUGAGAAACUAAGAAAUACUCCUAUAAAGAUUCGCACAACAGACAAGAAAUUGCGUACUAUACAUUUUAUCAAAUUUAACAGUCUACAGCAAAAUACAACAUCUUGUUAUUCACAAGUAUCUACCAAAAAUAAUAAAAUUAAUAAUAGUACAACAGAACUGGUUAAAAAGCUAUCUGUAUUAGACAAAUCUGAAAAAAAGCUUGUAAUAGAUGAUAAUGAAAGAAUAGAGCCUAUUGAAAUUGAUAGUUUUGAAUCUACUGAAGAAUAUGAUAAAUAUAUUUUAGUUGAAAAUGUAUAUACACAAAAUGUGUUACAUGAUAAUAAUGAGAGUGAACUAAACCAAUUAAUGUCUGAUUAUGAUACAAUUAAUACAAGAAUUUUGCAAAAAUUUGCAUCAAACCCUAAUUAUUUCAAGUCGGCAAUAAAACAUUACACAUUAGCAAUGAAAAAUAGUUUGACUUCUAAAGAGUCUUUAUUAAAUACAUUGCAUUUAUUUGGCGAACAGUUGAAAGAAAAACAAAAUUAAUAUUCAAUUUUUUUGAAAAA